This is a messenger RNA of Glossina fuscipes, 1330 nucleotides long. RefSeq names its product eukaryotic translation initiation factor 2 subunit 1 (gene eIF2alpha). NCBI's taxonomy places the organism in Eukaryota, Metazoa, Arthropoda, Insecta, Diptera, Glossinidae. Gene Ontology annotation, molecular function: ribosome binding; RNA binding; translation initiation factor activity. Gene Ontology annotation, cellular component: multi-eIF complex; eukaryotic translation initiation factor 2B complex; eukaryotic translation initiation factor 2 complex. The transcript is spliced from 2 exons. The record is from RefSeq and is a predicted model, not a curated record. The coding region runs from base 145 to 1173 and encodes 342 amino acids.
GAUGUGCUAUCACUACCUUUUUCGCUAGCAGUCGUUCCCGUUAAUUGUACACGUUUUGCUGUUUCCAACACAAAAUACAUCUGCAUUUAAAAGUAUUGCAUCAAUAACGUUGAUUAUUGAGUUAACUUUUAGAAUUCUAAAAACAUGGCUUUAACGUCGCGUUUCUACAGUGAAAAGUAUCCGGAAGUUGAAGAUGUCGUAAUGGUUAAUGUCCUAUCAAUAGCCGAAAUGGGAGCUUACGUUCAUUUACUCGAGUAUAAUAAUAUUGAGGGUAUGAUAUUGCUCUCUGAGUUGUCCAGACGCCGUAUACGUUCAAUUAACAAAUUGAUACGUGUGGGUAAAACAGAACCGGUUGUAGUGAUUCGUGUGGAUAAGGAAAAAGGUUAUAUCGAUUUGUCAAAACGACGCGUCUCGCCCGAAGACGUUGAGAAAUGUACAGAACGUUUUUCAAAAGCAAAAGCUGUAGAUUUGUUGCUGCGUCAUGUGGCUACUUUAUUAGGUUACGAAACUAGCGAGCAAUUGGAGGAGUUAUACAUGAAAACUGCAUGGCAUUUUGAGAAGAAGUAUAAUAGCAAAAUUGCGGCCUAUGAUAUAUUCAAACAAUCGGUAACGGAUCCUAAAGUCUUUGACGAGUGUGAUCUGGAUGAAGAAACCAAGGAAGUGUUAUUAAACAAUGUUAAACGUAAAUUGGUUUCUCCUACGGUGAAAAUACGUGCGGACAUUGAAUGCUCGUGCUAUGGUUAUGAAGGUAUUGAUGCGGUUAAGGCCGCUUUAAAUACCGGCUUAGAAUUGAGCACUGAGAAUCUACCAAUACGCGUUAACUUAAUAGCUCCUCCGCUCUAUGUUAUGACGACCUCUACUACCAAGAAGGCUGAAGGUUUAAAAAUUUUGGAACAAGCUAUUGAGAAUAUACGAGCAAAAAUUACCGAAUUUAACGGUGAAUUCAAAGUAGUUAUGCCUCCUAAAUUGGUUACAGCUAUUGAUGAGGCCGAUUUAGCGCGACGCCUGGAGCGCGCUGAGGCCGAGAAUGCUGAGGUGGGCGGCGAUAAUGACGAAGAUGAAGAUGGUGACCAAGAAGGCAUGCAAUUCGAUCCCGAUCGUGAACUUAAUCACAAAGAUCAACAUGAUGACCCCAUUAACGCUAACAAUGAAGAAGACGACGAAAAUGAAUAAUUGUGUGUGGUUGAGAAAACGUUUAAUAUGUGGAAUCAUUUAGAGAUUCACAUAGCUUUAGUUGCUAUGGCCUAUUUGCGCAUAUACGUUUUAUGAACGGAUAUGGACAACAAAUAAAAUUUUUUUAUAGAUUUCCCAUUUUAAUAAAAAAAAGAAA